This is a messenger RNA of Echinostoma caproni, 288 nucleotides long. The record is from the annotation of a GenBank genome assembly. Lineage: Eukaryota; Metazoa; Platyhelminthes; Trematoda; Plagiorchiida; Echinostomatidae.
AUGUUUAGUAUCGUCUGUAUUUUAUUACACCCACAGAUUUUCAUUGACAAAGAAACCGUAACUAACGCCUUACAGGCAAGCAAUGAUGCACAUCUUCUCCAGUUGGACAACUUGGCCGAUAAUAUACAGCAUCAGGCUCGAUCAUGGCUGAAUCAACUGACGACGGAAAUACACGAGAAAGAAGAAUACUCGCGUAAUCGAUCUCGCGUGAUCGAAAUCAACCGAGUCAUUGACGCUUUUCGGGAUGCUUUAGACCAGCUGGACCUGACAACCGCGGCAGAAACGUGA